UUCACCAAUUGAGUCUGCUUGUUGCUACUCCUUGUACACCAUAGCAACUCGUCUGUCCCUUCGUCACUAUAUAAAGUCCAUCCAGCAUCCGAAGAGUAUCAGAGUGUGCGCCUACAUCAUCCGGUACGGGAACCUCGUGCGAUCUACUCACCUCCUUUCCUCAUCUGAUCGAAAAAGCUCUAGGAGAACGAAGAAAACCAUGGCCGCAGUGCAGCAGAACGGACGCCAAACACACAGUUCCUACUCCAUUCGAUCUCUUUUGGGCCUAACCACUUUAUUGGUGGUUUUGCUUGCCAUUCUUCCGUAUUAUCCAACAUCGGCCAUGUCUGCUUUAUCUAGCGGUCAUCACUCCUUGUCAAAACGCUCUUUCUUCGAUAUCAAUUGCAAGGGGCUAUACGACAAAAGCAUUUUUGCUCGUCUCGACCGCAUUUGCCAGGAUUGCUACAGUCUCUAUCGCGAACCCGAGCUUCACACACUGUGCAGGUCGGAAUGUUUUACAACUCCUUUCUUCAAGGCUUGCCUCAAAGUCUUGCUUAUGGAGGACCAGGAUCCAGAUUACUCCGAAAUGAUCGACAAAAUUGGCCGCUAA
This is a messenger RNA of Daphnia pulex (common water flea), 589 nucleotides long. RefSeq names its product crustacean hyperglycemic hormone-like. The coding region runs from base 200 to 589 and encodes 129 amino acids. Gene Ontology annotation, molecular function: neuropeptide hormone activity. Gene Ontology annotation, biological process: circadian rhythm. The transcript has 3 exons. The record is from RefSeq and is a predicted model, not a curated record. NCBI's taxonomy places the organism in Eukaryota, Metazoa, Arthropoda, Branchiopoda, Diplostraca, Daphniidae. Gene Ontology annotation, cellular component: extracellular region.